Molecule: messenger RNA, 1732 nt
Organism: Actinia tenebrosa (Australian red waratah sea anemone)
Lineage: Eukaryota; Metazoa; Cnidaria; Anthozoa; Actiniaria; Actiniidae
Product: F-box only protein 42
Cellular component (GO): SCF ubiquitin ligase complex
Molecular function (GO): ubiquitin-like ligase-substrate adaptor activity; protein binding
Source: RefSeq, a predicted model, not a curated record
AUGGCGGAUCAAGAGGCAAGGAAGGAUGACACAAGCAAAUGUUGUUAUUUUUCUACUAUUCCUAUUGAAGUUACUGAGGAAAUAUUAUCUUACUUGUCUCCCUAUGGAGAGCUUCAACAAGCCAAGCAUGUCUGUAAGACAUGGUAUGGUCUAGUUCACAGAAUAUGUCAACAAAGAGAGCGAUAUUUCUACGAUUCUGUUUGUCGUGGGAAACUUUGUUUUCGUGAUGUUAAACAAAAAUCUAGGAUAACUCCAUCCCAGCGCUUCUCUCACAGCAGCUGUGUAGUUGGAAAAUCGAUGUAUAUCUUUGGUGGUUGUUCUACGUCCAAUACAGCAUUUAACGACGUGUAUGAACUAGAUUUAAAGGACCUUAAAUGGACAAAAUUAAGACUGUCUGGUAUCCCUCCUCCUCCGAAGGAAUGUGCUACGAUGGUUGUACACAACAACAGAAUUAUUAUAUUUGGUGGAUGGUGCCAGCCAUCACGAAUGGGAAUUGUUUCUAACGCUAAAUUUUAUAAUGGCAUUCACGUAUUAAACUUAGAUGCAUUAGUAUGGAGUACACCAUUGACGAGCAAGGACGGCCAACAACCUUGUGAACGUGCAGGACAUGCUGCCUGUGUUGUACAGGAUCAGAUGGUGAUGUUUGGAGGAGCACAGAGACAAACACGAUUCAAUGAUGUGUGGAUGUUUGAUCUCAGUCUAAUGUGCUGGACAAUGCCUGACAUUACAGGCAAAAGACCAGCUGGCAGGUUUGGACACUCACAGAUGAAGAUAAAUCCCUACACUGUGCUUAUUCUGGGGGGAUGUGGUGGCCCAAAUAUGCUCUUUAGUGAUGUAUGGCUGCUACACCUCAAAACAAUGACCUGGUCAGAGAUCAAAGUCAAGAAUACAGAACUAGAGGCCCCACAGUUAUGGUGCCACCCAGCUCUAAAUAUAAUGGACAGAAUAAUCGUUUUUAGCACCCCUAAAACCAGUGCAACUUCACCUGAUGGUGGAGACGCCCAGGAUGAACCCAAUGUUGGGGGGCAAAAGUUACCUGGCCCCUCACAAAUCUCUCCAACAUGUAUGCAAGCGUAUACCUUAGACUGUAGUCAACUAAUGACCAACAAGUACUGCAAGUGGGAAAAGACUGCCGAAGUGUGUAAUGCACCAGUAGCCACCUCGUUACAUUCUGUGGUCRUUGGACGAGGUGAAAUAUUGAUAUUUGGAGGAAUUCAUUACACUAGUAGAUUACACAACAGUCAAACUGUUGUUAAUACCCUGGUACGAGUUACUCCAUGUCUCUGAAUAGAACACUGYGUGGCAGAUUUUGUACUUAGGGACCUUUGGUUUUGUAUCACAUACUGUCCAUGCGAUAGUUUUCAGUGGCAUAAAUUUUUUGUGUUUUCUAUUUUACUCACGAGCCUCUUUUUGCUAAGAAAAUACAAGUGACAAGUGGGAUAUUCCAUKGURUGCYACGAGAAAGCAUUGGBUDACUAUUUAACCCAAUACUAUUGAAAAUGCAGCUAGGCCWCAAUGCCUCAUGGGAAGGAACAAAGAAAUACAUCCGCCAAAUAUACAAUACUUUUCCUGCAUUUUCAAUGGAGGGGGAUAAAUAGCUAAACAGAAUUCAAAUAGAAUAAUUUAUAAUAUUUGUAUCAAUAAAAUUGAUUUAAAAAAUUCAAGUAUCAAUAUCCUCUCCUAGGGCAAACCAGGGGAAGAGAGCGUUUAGCUGGUUUUCGAACUCAACCAA